Molecule: messenger RNA, 129 nt
Organism: Aspergillus nidulans FGSC A4
Lineage: Eukaryota; Fungi; Ascomycota; Eurotiomycetes; Eurotiales; Aspergillaceae
Exons: 2
Coding region: 1-129 (42 amino acids)
Source: RefSeq, a predicted model, not a curated record
AUGUCUGAAUUCAAAGCCCGGGGCGGAAAAAUGAUCACGUGGCAUGGACUUGCGGACGAGGCGAUCCCACUGGGCGGAAUGGUUGAGUAUUACAAACAGGUGCUGGAGAUGGACGCUGGGGCCACCUAG